This is a messenger RNA of Alternaria conjuncta, 1521 nucleotides long. RefSeq lists its product as uncharacterized. Lineage: Eukaryota; Fungi; Ascomycota; Dothideomycetes; Pleosporales; Pleosporaceae. The transcript has 3 exons. The coding region runs from base 1 to 1521 and encodes 506 amino acids. The record is from RefSeq and is a predicted model, not a curated record.
AUGGCGGAGUUGAGAUACAAUGAUAAGAAGGCUUUGACCGCGAAAGAGGAGGAUAUCAAAGUUGCGUGUACAUCUGUCAACUCAACGCAAGAAUCGUUCUCGGAAGGAAAGCCUGCAAUACAGCAUGAACGCGUCAAAACCUGGGGUAAUGACAGCGUGCAGGAGGCAACAUGCACACCGAGAGGUUGGCUGUCGGAACCGCGAUGGAAGGUACGCUGGACCUGGAUGUUGCACGACGCCUGUCUGAGUAUCUGGCACGCGACUAAAUGGACCGCGCGGACGAUCAAGAAUGCACCGCUAUGGAAACACUUCCGGUGGUCGAAGAAGCAGUUCUACGCCUUUCUCCUCUUACUCAGCUGGGUCAUCCUGCCCAUAUUUGCAGCGGGCACGGUGACACCGAUAAGAUACAUUUUCGCAGACAAGACUUUGUCAUGCGGAAACACCAUCGGCGGAGACCCUCAGAAUGCAACGGUGACGGGAAUAGAGAAACUCUUUACGCUGGACGCUACGUGGGGCCAAUUCACCUUUUCACAGGCCAAGACGAUAGACAUUCUCUGGGACUUGCUCAUCGGGAAAGGCGCACAGGCAUUGGCGUGGUGGGCCACGUACAAUGUCUUCUGCGACGCGUUACUACGCGCGAUCGAACGACAUCCGGCGAGCUUCAGCAUUUUCCAGAGGAUGGCUAUGGAAGGGCCCGGGUUGCACUGUCUAUGGGCGUUGACGAAAGAGCUAUGGACUGCGAGGAGUAUACGGACGCGAUUUUUGUUCUUCUACAUGUUUUGGUCGACGGGUUACGUGCUUCUUGUACCCAUUGUUCUCGGCGCCAUGACAGGUUACGACAGCACUUCUAUCGCGUGGCUCGACAUCGACGGGUCGAACAACAUCAUUCCCGCUUCCCAAUUAUCAAGUGCGUGGGUUAUCCUGGGCACCAAGAACGAGACGUGGAAGCAACCAGGCUGUGCGGACUACGAAUUGCAGAGUGAUUAUGGCUACAUUACGGAUAAGAGACGGCAAAGUUGUGACUGCAAAUUCGCUAACGGCACCACUGUAACCGCCGCCGAACAAAGAGACCUUUGGCAACACACCUCGUUUAAUCAAUACGACGAUCUUUUGUUCAAUUGCACCUUCGACUUCCCCAACAACACGCAAACCUGGACGGAACAAAAGGUCUACAACCAAGACUCCAUCACUCAUCUCUGCAACACCAGCGUCUCCGUCCCUGUGGGUGGCAAAACGUACAACGCCGACGACCUAGUCGGAGACUACGGGUACUGCUACAAUGGAAUUGGGUAUCAGUACUACUCGCUCAUAGGGAGAAGCCGCUGCCUCCCCGACACUGCCAAUCCGACCUACCAAUGGGGUUUCUCGACGCUCAUGGCUGGGUUGUUCAUGUUUGUAACGAGUGCCUGGGUGCUUAGAGGGCUACAGACUUACGCCGUUGCGCGCGGCGUUUGCAAUGGCGGUGGCGGCGAGGAGGCGUACGGGGUUGAGUGGGAAGGAUCUUAUCAGUGCGAAGAAUAG